This is a messenger RNA of Quercus robur (English oak), 1774 nucleotides long. Its product is annotated as protein FANTASTIC FOUR 3. The transcript has a single exon. The record is from RefSeq and is a predicted model, not a curated record. The coding region runs from base 2 to 1135 and encodes 377 amino acids. NCBI's taxonomy places the organism in Eukaryota, Viridiplantae, Streptophyta, Magnoliopsida, Fagales, Fagaceae.
GAUGUUAUUAAUACCCUCAUCUCCAUCUCACAAAUCUUCUUCAAAUAAACACAACCAAAGAGCAAUUCCUUUCCAUGACCUCUUUUUCUUUCUCUACAACGCAACACAAACACCUCUCCAUCUCUUGGUCUUUAUAACUAUGAUUAUGAGCCUUUGCAAAAAGAGCGUUCACUCUUUCUUUAACCUCACCACCUCCUUAGACACCACCAUGAAUGACCCUCACAAACUCUCUUAUAAUCAAUGUCAUUCUCAAAUUUCUUCUUCUCCUUCUUCUUUUUUAUCAGGAGGGUUAGGUUUGGUCACUGCAAAUGAUACCCAACACUCACCAAAUGUUCUUGAAUCAUCAUCAAUCAAGGCCUCAUCGUCAUCACCACCAUCAUCACCUUGCUCUUCUCCACCUCCUAAGAAAGAUCCAGGUGGGAAUUCUGGCUUUUUCUUGGAUGAUAUAGGAGAUGGCAUCGUUGACGGGUUGACGUCUUGCACUGAGAGUCUUGGGUUUGAGAGUUCAGAUGAGAGGCGUGUAGAGGUUGAUAGGAAUAAUGAUAUUAAUGGUAAUGAUGAAGGUGGGGUUUGUAGUAGGAGGAUGAGGAGGAGUAGAAUGAAGUUUGGUGAAGUUAAGAAGUUUCCUCCACCGCUUUCUUCUUUGAAUCACAAUGGAAGAAGGAGCUUCUUCCUGCGUGCAGUGAGGAAAGAUGGCAGGCUUGAGCUCACUGAGGUCAGGCUUGAGCGGGCUGACACUCUCCGUGCUUCUCGCGAAGAUGGAAGGUUGAGAUUGCACCUCAUCCAAGAUUGCAUAGAAGAAGAACAAGAAGAAGAAGAAGAAAAUUUAGAAGUAGAACAAGAAGAAGAAGAAAAAGAAAUGGUAGAAGAAGAAAAAGAAGACGAAGAAGAAGAAAUGGUAGAAGAAGAGGAAGAAGAAGAUGAAAAAAUGGUAGAAGGGGUUGAAGAAGAUAUUGAAGAAGAGAGAGUGGAGGAGUGGAAGUUUCCGGUGAGUGGAGAGGGAUUAAGGCGGUGUAUUGAGAUGGCGAGCCAUGAUCAUCAUAAUCAAUAUCAUCAUCAUCACCAUCACCAUCAUCAUAGUAAUCACCACCACAACUUGAAUGUGUGGAGGCAGCAUUGUGUGACUACCGGCUGAAGUUAGCAUGUUUAUUCACAUGACAGGCAACAACUCUAUAAGGUGGUGUUUUGUGAGGGAGUGUAUGUUUGUGUGUGUGUCUUUUUUUUUUAGAGCCUGUUGAUUUUUUCUGCAAUGUGUUACAUCUGGCGCCAAAUUUAGCAGCUAGAGAUAGUUGCAUAUGAUGUGUCCCAGCUCAAAUUUUGGCGUGGAUACAACAGUGGAGUUUCUGUGGGAAUGACACCAAGUGAAAAUUAAGCUCUCAAUAGCCAACACAAAGGGAAAAAAAAGAGAGGAGAGAGAGAGAGAGAGAGAUUGCCAAAUUUAGAAAAGUCUCUGUUAGGAGGACAUGACACAGUUUCACUUUUUUUUAUCUUUCCAAAUCCAAAGCUCAUCUUCCAUCAAAUAAAGAAAAAAUUUGUAACACCCACCAUUAUCAGAGAAUUCACCCAAAAUCAAUUUCUUUGUAAAUUGAUUUUUUGUUUAAUUGGUAUGGGAAUAGGAUAAGUGCUCUCAGAAUUUGUGUACAAGGACUUCCAAGACUGAUGCUGAGUAAACAAUUAAGUUUGUACCCAAAAAAUAAAAAAGACAUCUUUUGUAUUUACAUUUUUGUUCAUGAAUAAAUUCCUAGCAUGUAAAUGGAUAUGCUUUUGUCUAGUA